AUGAUGCAGGGCAAUAAGAUCAGACGAGUUGCAGCUACUCGCAUGAAUGAGAGGUCAUCUCGAUCACACACGAUUUUCCGGAUUAUUCUGGAGUCGAAAGAUGCCAAUCAGAAAGAUGGACCUGUACAUAUAAGCUACCUUAACUUAAUGGACUUAGCUGGUUCUGAGAGAGUUUCUCUGACGAAAGCUGCUGGUGAGCGUCUUAAAGAGGGGGCUAACAUAAACAAAUCUUUGUCAGUAUUAGGAAAUGUGAUAAGGCAACUAAGCGAGGGGAAGGAGUUUAUCAGUUAUCGCGAUUCGAAAUUGACUAGACUGCUCUCACAGGCUCUUGGCGGUAAUGCCAAAUCAUUGAUUAUCGGGAAUAUCAGACCAAUGAUCCACCGCGAAGUAGCCGAUGGUCUAGAGCGUCUUUGGAACGUAAGAGUAAACUGCAUAUGGGAAGCCGAUGAAAGUAGUCGCCAUGGAGAGGUUUAUAUAUUCGACCAUGUAUUUAAUCAGGAAUGUACAAAUUCAGAUGUAUAUGGAUCUGUAGUAAAACCUUUAGUCGAUUCCUUCAUGGAAGGUUUCAAUGCCACAAUAUUUGCAUAUGGCCAAACAUCUUCUGGCAAAACACACACCAUUUUGGGCAAUAAAACAGAUCCUGGGCUUUUCCAAUUAGUAUCCAAUCAGUUAUUCCAGCAUGUGGCAGACCAGGUUGAUAAGAGGUACUUGAUUAGAUGCAGUUAUAUUGAAAUCUACAAUGAAAAGAUCAAUGACCUCCUGGAUAAGAGCAAUCAGGGUUUAACUAUGAGAAGAUAUCAAAGGAAAUGUGCUGCUUGA
Messenger RNA from Acanthoscelides obtectus, 819 nucleotides. The record is from the annotation of a GenBank genome assembly. NCBI's taxonomy places the organism in Eukaryota, Metazoa, Arthropoda, Insecta, Coleoptera, Chrysomelidae.